Orbicella faveolata is the source of this 1229-nucleotide messenger RNA. RefSeq names its product mannose-P-dolichol utilization defect 1 protein-like. NCBI's taxonomy places the organism in Eukaryota, Metazoa, Cnidaria, Anthozoa, Scleractinia, Merulinidae. The record is from RefSeq and is a predicted model, not a curated record.
CCAGAUGUCACGCGAUUAGUCACGCUAUUUUCACCGAACGACCGGAAACAAAAUAAUUCUUAAAAUCAUCGGUUGUAGACUGAGCGGUCCAAUCUGCGACUGUUAUUUUUAUUCGGUGAGAGGAAGUCUUAAAGCUAUGAUUUCUUGGAAGUAAUUCCCCACUGUUUGUUUAUUCGGUCAACUCCUCGCUGUUGUCCAUUUGACAUCAUGGCGGUCGGCGAGUUCUUCUUCACUCCGUUAGUUCUCUACAUCAUUCCAAAAUAUUGCCACGACGAAUUCUUCGUCGACUUGAACUUCUUUCACGUUGUUUGUCUGAAGAUUGCACUGAGUAAACUUUUGGGAUAUUUUAUUGUUGCUUUAGCUUCCAUUGCUAAGUUACCUCAGAUAAUCAAGGUUCUACGAGCGUCCAGUGUGGAAGGCCUCAGUUUACUGUCCUUUAUCACUGAACUCACGACAAUGACUGGCACCUUCAGCUACAGCUCCGCAAGGGGAUUUCCAUUCAGCACGUGGGGCGAGAGCCUGUUCAAAGCUAUCCAGACCUGUUUCCUUGUUAUGUUGUUUUUCUACUACUCUAGCAGACCUUUGGCAGCCGUCUUGUUUCCCUUUCUUUAUGGUGCCAUUGUUUAUGUGGUGUUAUCUGGACUGACACCCAUUGCUGUCCUGGUUCAGCUGGUUUCUCUUAACAUCCUCUUUCUUAGCAUAAGCAGGGUUUCGCAGAUCGCGACCAACUUCCGUAACGGCCACACAGGUCAGCUAUCGUUCGUUAUGGUGGUGAUGUUACUGUUUAACCAUGCCGCCCGCAUCUUCACAACCCUGCAGGAGACUGGAGACAAGUACAUGCUGGUGACGUUCAUCAUCUCGACCAUAUUCAAUGUAACCAUGGUAACACAGAUUCUCUAUUACUGGAAUGUGAACAUUGACGAGCAAAAGAAGAGAGCUUAGAACAGUUUCAGAUUUUCUAUUCAUCAGAAAACCCGCCGAUACUGCCUUAAACAAUGGCUUGCUUACCCGUUGAUUCCAAAGAUUUUGGCAUAGAAUUUUAACAGGAACAAAUGCCAAUAACCUUUUCCAGCUUAUCUUUAUACCAAGUUUAUCCCUAGAACGAGUACUUAUAUGAUAUUUCUAAUACGGACUUUCACUCGGAAAUAAGUAAAACCAGACAAUCUAUCGCAUUUUCAGUGUCACUGAUUUUAUUCGUGUAGAAAUAAAGUUUUCAUGUUGCUAUUUCA